GCCGCCUCCCAGCGCAGGAGGCCCGAGCCCCGUCCCCUCUCCAGGACACCCUCCGGCUGGGGCGAUGGCAGCGAGCGCCGCGCUCUUGCAGCUGCUGGCCGCGGCGGUGGCCCUCGCGUGCGGGGCCGCGGCCGCUCCUUCCUCAACGUCGCCGCCGCCGCCGCCGCCUUCCGAGGACGCCGAUCCCUUCGCCGCCCAGCUGGGCGACAUCUCCGCUUGCCGAGCCCGGUGCGCCCAGAGCCUCCGGCAGAGCCCCGCCGCAGCCCCCGCCGCCGCCAAGGAUGCUAUUCUCAACGCCUGUUACCGGGGCUGCCGGCUGUUUUCCAUCUGUCAUUUUGUGGAUGCCACUGCUGAGCUGAAUGCAACCAGAGCCGAGUGCGAAUCGGCCUGUAUGGAAGCCUACAUCGGCGGGGAGGAGCAGUUUGGCUGUACGACCGGAUGCAAGACACAGCUGCCAGAAAUGGAAAGGAGAGAAGAAAAAAUGAUUCAAGAUCAAAAACCGGCCUCGUUCUCCGUCUUUGACCUAGUCUCCAGUUUUUGCAACGAUAUUGUCAGCUCUGCUCAGAGUUUUAUUUCUUCCACGUGGACCUUCUAUCUGCAGGCAGAUGAUGGAAAAGUAGUAGUGUUUCAAUCACAACCGGAGGUUGAGUAUUCAGUCCCAGAGGCCCAGGCACCCAAGUCAGAGGUUUCGGAGAAAGCCUGGGCGGUCUCCGCCUCCAACACCUUGAAGCCACACACAGGCCUUCAGGAGAAGUUGGAGAAACCACCCAUCGAAGAGCCAAAGAGUCCAGCCCCAGCCGAGCCUGUGGUGGAGUCUCAGAUGCCUCUGGAACAUGAUUUCCUGGGCUGCAUGUCCAAGCGUUCGGGGCUGCCUCGCUGGAUUCUGGCGGCUUGUCUCUUCCUUUCCAUCAUGGUGAUGCUCUGGCUCAGCUGCGCCAGUUUGGUGACUGCACCGGAUCAACACGUCAAGACUCAGCCGCUGAGCAUUAAUGGAGACAAGGAGUACCUCGAUGACCUAGAUGGACCUAUGCCAUAUUCCUUACGCCCCGUCAUUGCGGUUGCCAUCUGCCCAGCUGAUGAGAACAAAGAAGCAGGCCUCCUGCCAGUCAAGGUGGAUUUAGACAAGACUGCCCUCUAAGAGCCUGACCCCGCCCCUGCCCCCAGCCCUUUUAAUGCCCAUCGGCCUCUCCCCUCCUCCUGAGUUCCUUUGAACCACCACCACAAUCUUUCCAUGGUUCUUCCCAGCCCUUCCCAUAGCACGUUUUGUCACCGCUCUUUCAUCCAGGAAGGCAUGGAGGAGCCCAGCACUUUUCUGCAAGGCUAUGCUGGAACACCCAGGUUUCUACUUUUCACCAGCAGUGACCCUUUGGUUGUUGAGGAAGAGUGGGGUAGCGAGACCCUUGCUUUCAGAUGCUUUCAAAUGCUGCCAUUGCUUUUGUGAACUUAGAAACGAGUGCGCCCUGGCUGUCCCCAGCGUAAGAUCCUGAAGAUGGCCAAGGGGAUUUCGGGGAAUUUGUUCACUUUGCUGAACAAGGCUGGGGGGAUUCUCUGCCCCUCUGCCUCAUGGCCAUUUGAGGGAGCUACUGCUUAUCCUGGUCUUCUUUUGUCUUAAAGAAUUGGGGAGCAAGCAGUGCAAUGCCUGCUUUUUAUCUGAGCCUUGGCAGGACGACUGCAAGGUGCUUCCAGGCAGGAAAGCCAAGGGUUCCCAAUCAGAAUAAUUCUGUUGUUACUCUGUGGCCUUGUUUGCCUGACAGACUAGGACAUGGUUCACUUAACCAUGAUUUACUGAGUAAGCCACAGUUGCCUAGGUUGACACACUGCAUGAAGCCAUGAUUUGCACAUUUGAAUGGCUGAGUUAUUAAUUUAAUAUUUAUAAAUUUAAAUGGCCGCCCAUCUCAGUGAAUGUGACUCUGGGCAGCAUACAACCAACAUUUAAAAUAAUAUCAUAGCUGUUAAAAAAAACCUUAAAAAUAUAAAUAAAAGCAUGAUUGCAGGAGAGAACAUCCAUCUAAACACAAUAUAAUCAUCGUGCAGGCUCCCCAGGGGAUCCCCAAGGCUGCUGAAAAAGCUGCAUUUUCAGGGCCUUCUGAAAGCCUAACAGGGAUGGAGCUAACCUCACCUGGGUGGGGAUGAUGUUCCAGAGGGCAGGAGCCGCAGCAAAAAAGGCACACCUUUUCUGUUCAUGCAGUAUGCUAAGCCACAGACAGACAAACCACCUUAUGGCUUAGCUUGCAGUGUGAUCCAGCCUAUAUUCCCUUCUUUCUGUUCUGCCGCUUACAGAAAAAGUGUGUACAAAGGGGAGU
This is a messenger RNA of Candoia aspera, 2303 nucleotides long. RefSeq names its product transmembrane protein 59 like (gene TMEM59L). The transcript is spliced from 8 exons. The coding region runs from base 65 to 1138 and encodes 357 amino acids. The record is from RefSeq and is a predicted model, not a curated record. NCBI's taxonomy places the organism in Eukaryota, Metazoa, Chordata, Lepidosauria, Squamata, Candoiidae.